AUGUUGUUACUUGUUCUCUCUGCGUUCGUUGCAAUUCUCUACAAUGACCAGUUUCAGCCGUUUCAAGCGGCCGUGGGAUUCUCGUUAUUGGGUUACACCUUCACUACCUAUAUGAUUCCUAGAGUGUCCACUGCAUUCAUCAAACGGGGUUUGUUUGGUAGAGAUAUGUCUAAAAUAGGUAAGCCAAUUUGUCCUGAGACGAUCGGGGUGAUACCAGCCAUAUGUUACAUGUUUCUUAUGAUUCUGUUCAUACCUUUCAUGUACGUUCGUUACUAUUAUCACGGUGAUGGAUCAUCCUUAAGUGAGCCAGCCAGUCUUUUCCCGAACGGAAAACUCUCCAGCUUUCUUAGUGGAAUGCUAUGCUUACAAUCCAUGAUUUUGUUGGGUCUUAUGGACGAUUUGUUCGAUAUUCGUUGGAGACAUAAGUUCUUUCUUCCUGCCAUCGCUGCCAUUCCGCUUUUGGUGAUCUAUUACGUUGAUUUUGGUGUCACUUCGGUAUUGAUUCCGUCGUUUCUAAAGCGAUGCCUUAAUGUGACGUCAAAUUCGUUUGAUCUGGGCGUCUUCUAUUACUUUUAUAUGGCGGCAGUGGCCAUUUUCUGUCCCAAUUCUGUCAAUAUAUUGGCAGGUAUCAACGGCUUGGAGGUGGGUCAAACCGUUGUCAUUGCAGUUCUCUUAAUUCUAAAUGACUUGUGCUAUAUGCUUAUGGGUGAUUUGGGAUCUCCCGCUUAUUCGGUUCACCUUUAUUCGUCGUGUAUGCUUAUUCCUUUCCUUGGAAUCUCCUUAGGUCUCCUCAAGUUCAAUUGGUUUCCUGCCAGAGUGUUUGUAGGUGAUACCUGGUGCUAUUUCUCCGGUAUGGUGUUUGCGGUGGUGGGAAUCUCGGGUCAUUUUGCCAAAACUCUUCUGUUGUUUUUUGUGCCUCAAAUCUUGAACUUUAUCUACAGUUCUCCUCAAUUGUUCCACUUGGUUCCCUGUCCUCGUCAUAGGCUACCUCACUUUGACGCAAAGGACGGUCUAAUGCACAAUUCUUGGACAGAAUAUGAUAGAGAUCAUCCCAUAAAGAAGGUGAUGGUUCCUAUUUUCAGUGCUUUCGAGAAGAUAAGGUUGAUAAAACUAGUCAGGAAUUCAAAUGGAACCAUAAUCAAAUCUUCCAACAUGACACUGAUCAACUUGGUCAUCAUCUGGUUCGGACCAAAGAGAGAAGAUCAUCUAUGUGCUCUUAUUAUGGCUCUACAGUUUCUUACUGGCCUUUUUAUGUUGAUUCUAAGGCAUACCGUGGCUCCUAUGUUGUUUGGAUUUGACAAUUCUUGGAAUAUGUUGGAAAGAAGGUGGAAUUAA
Brettanomyces nanus is the source of this 1335-nucleotide messenger RNA. RefSeq lists its product as uncharacterized. The coding region runs from base 1 to 1335 and encodes 444 amino acids. The transcript has a single exon. Gene Ontology annotation, molecular function: UDP-N-acetylglucosamine-dolichyl-phosphate N-acetylglucosaminephosphotransferase activity. Gene Ontology annotation, biological process: protein N-linked glycosylation; dolichol-linked oligosaccharide biosynthetic process. Gene Ontology annotation, cellular component: membrane. The record is from RefSeq and is a predicted model, not a curated record. NCBI's taxonomy places the organism in Eukaryota, Fungi, Ascomycota, Pichiomycetes, Pichiales, Pichiaceae.